This is a messenger RNA of Cavia porcellus (domestic guinea pig), 2229 nucleotides long. RefSeq names its product ubiquitin conjugating enzyme E2 J1 (gene Ube2j1). The record is from RefSeq and is a predicted model, not a curated record. The coding region runs from base 410 to 1366 and encodes 318 amino acids. Lineage: Eukaryota; Metazoa; Chordata; Mammalia; Rodentia; Caviidae. The transcript has 8 exons.
CCCUGCGCAGAUCAGCGGCCCCGGGUUGCCCCGCUGACCGCGGCCUCCAGGGCGCCGCCCAGGCUCGAGGGCGCAGGGCGGGCCUCGCGGGGUGACCGGCUGCCACGACGCGGCUGCCACGUCAGGGCAACUUCACAAACCCGGACGAGGGCGGUGACGCCAGCCGGGGGCCGCCGCGGGGUUGGGUCUGCGGCCGAGAGACGCUGACCUGCAGCCCGGGCGCCCGGUUCGGCAACGCCCCGCCGGCGCCGGCGCCCGCCCGGCCCUCAGGGAGGCGGGCAGCCCCGAGGAGGUGGCGCCGCGCCCGCACCCCGCCGCCCGCCGCCCGCCGCCCGCCGCCCGCCGCCCCGGAGAAGGCCCAGUCGGCCUGAGCCGCAGCCCGGAGCCCCAGCCAGCCCAGGGCCCCGCCAUGGAGACCCGCUACAACCUGAAGAGCCCGGCUGUUAAACGUUUAAUGAAAGAAGCAGCAGAAUUGAAAGAUCCAACAGAUCAUUACCAUGCGCAGCCUUUAGAGGAUAAUCUUUUUGAAUGGCACUUCACAGUAAGAGGGCCCCCAGAUUCUGAUUUUGAUGGAGGAGUUUAUCAUGGACGAAUAGUACUGCCACCAGAGUAUCCGAUGAAACCACCAAGCAUUAUUCUCCUAACAGCUAAUGGACGAUUUGAAGUCGGCAAGAAAAUCUGUUUGAGCAUCUCAGGACAUCAUCCUGAAACUUGGCAGCCUUCCUGGAGUAUAAGGACAGCGUUACUAGCCAUCAUUGGGUUUAUGCCAACAAAAGGAGAGGGAGCCAUAGGUUCUCUUGAUUACACACCUGAAGAAAGAAGAGCACUUGCCAAAAAAUCACAAGAUUUCUGUUGUGAAGGCUGUGGCUCUGCCAUGAAGGAUGUCCUGUUGCCUUUAAAAUCAGGAAGCGACUCAAGCCAGGCUGACCAAGAAGCCAAGGAACUUGCAAGACAAAUCAGUUUUAAGGCAGAAGUCAAUUCAUCUGGAAAGAGUAUUGCUGAGUCAGAGUUAAACCACUCUUUUUCACUAAAUGACUUACAAGAUAACAUACCUACAACAUUCCAGGAUACCACGGCCAGCACCUCGUAUGGAGUCCAGAAUCCCUCAGCAGCACCCUUUGAACAACCUACCCAACCUGCAGCUAAGAAUACCUCCAUGAGCCCUCGACAGCGCCGGGCCCAACAGCAGAGUCAAAGAAGGUCAUCCCUGUCACCAGAUGUAAUACAGGGCCAGCAGCCAAGGGACAACCAUACGGAUCAUGGUGGAUCAGCUGUACUGAUUGUCAUCCUGACUUUGGCAUUGGCAGCUCUUAUAUUCCGACGAAUAUAUAUGGCCAAUGAAUACAUAUUUGACUUUGAGUUAUAAUAUUAUUGUUUUGUGAAUUAAGAGCUGUGACUCAGCUGCUUCAUUAAACAUUCUGCAUUGGGUAUAAUCUAAGAAUUGUUUACAGAGACAUUAUUUUGUAUCUACCCUUCAUUCCUCUUUUGAUCUUUAUAAAUUCAAUAUAAAUUUAGCUAGAUGUUCAGACCAUGCCAACCACUGUGUCCUGCUUGGUUUAAAAGACAGGAAUUCAGCUUAUCUCACUAUCCGAUAUGCUUUACAAGGAAAUAACUUCCUGUUAUUUCUCAUGCCUCAGUUUUUUUUCUUUAAAUUUGCAAGGUGUUUCUGUAUAGUUCUUUGAAAUUUUCAGAUAAAAGAUGGUAUUUUAAGUUUUUAUGAGUAUUAUUAGUUGCUCAUUUAUUGAGUACUCCUAGUUUGGUACAGUGAAUAUAGGGAGAGAAGAAUUGAAAAGGGAAAAAGCAAAACUCAAGUAGCUUCUUUUAAAGUGUCAUCCAUAGAAGAUACAUUGGAACUGCCCAUUCUGUGACUUUGUGUUCUAAAUAACUUUAUUUUGGUUAAAUAUUUCUGAGGAAAUGAGAUCACAUUUUUAUUAUUGGACAUUACUUGAAGAGGAAGUUCUUUGUAACCACUUUGAUUUGCUAUUAUCAUCCCUCUCUCCAGCAUGUACACAGAUUAAAGAGAAAAAAAAAAGAGAUGUCAUUCAUAGAUCUUUGUCUCAAGGAAGAAAGAAUCCAAGUCAGAAAAUUGCUAGAUUUUCUUCUAGAAGUUAAAAGGGAGGAUCUUAGGAUUUGAAUGCUUGCUGUGCUUUAAAGUGUGUCUUUUGAGAUGUAUUAUAUGCCUAGCUUUGUAAUCACAAUAAAUUUUAAUUAUUCCAGGAAUAUACAUAA